This is a messenger RNA of Trichoderma gamsii, 774 nucleotides long. RefSeq lists its product as hypothetical. NCBI's taxonomy places the organism in Eukaryota, Fungi, Ascomycota, Sordariomycetes, Hypocreales, Hypocreaceae. The record is from RefSeq and is a predicted model, not a curated record. The transcript has 2 exons. Bases 1 to 774 code for a protein of 257 amino acids.
AUGGGUUCGUCAAGCGUCUUCGGCGACGCCUUCAGUCAAAGCGGCCGCUCGUCUCGCCACCACACAGCCAGCCGCCGUCACAGCCACAAGAAGCGUCGCUCUCGCUCCGAGUCGCGCUCGCCGCCGCCGCGCUCCCGAUCAAGAUCCAGGUCCAGAUCCAGAUCCAGAUCUCCCCGGAGCCGUGGUUCGGGCUUCUUUGGCGGCGAGGGCAGCAGCUAUCGCAAGAACAAUGGCUCGCGCGGCUCGUUCUUCGGCCUGGGCGGCAACAACAGCCGCUCCAGCUUGUUUGGAAACCGCCGCCCUUCGUACUAUAAACGCUCUCCCCGCGAGGGCUUCCUGCAGCGCUGCCUCAAGCAGCUCAAGCGCCUCCUCCGCGAUCUCCAGCACUACGCCAAGCGCCACCCGUGGAAGGUCUUCUUCCUCGUCAUCGUGCCUCUCGUCACCGGCGGUGCCCUGACGGCCCUGCUCGCGCGCUUCGGCCUCCGCAUCCCGCCGUCCAUCGAGCGCAUGCUGGGCGUGGCCAAGCGCGCCGCUACUGGCGAUCCCUUUACCGCCGUCAACGACGCCGUCCGCAUGGCUGGCGAGUACGGCCACGGCAACGGCGGCAACGGCAGCAACGCCGUUCAGUCCUAUGUCCGUGGAAGUCGCGUCGAGCGUGGUCGCAGCGGCGAUAUGCGAUGGGAGCGCAAGGCCUACUACGAUGACAUUGAGCGAGAAAGUCGCGGCGGCUUAGUAGAUGGCAUCCGCAAUGGCGUGUCCAAGUUCUUUUCAUGA